Messenger RNA from Scleropages formosus (Asian bonytongue), 3055 nucleotides. RefSeq names its product ST8 alpha-N-acetyl-neuraminide alpha-2,8-sialyltransferase 2 (gene st8sia2). Gene Ontology annotation, molecular function: alpha-N-acetylneuraminate alpha-2,8-sialyltransferase activity. The transcript has 6 exons. Gene Ontology annotation, biological process: oligosaccharide metabolic process; N-glycan processing. The record is from RefSeq and is a predicted model, not a curated record. The coding region runs from base 402 to 1547 and encodes 381 amino acids. NCBI's taxonomy places the organism in Eukaryota, Metazoa, Chordata, Actinopteri, Osteoglossiformes, Osteoglossidae.
AGUAUCUGAUGCUCCACUUCCCCGCCGAAGGUCCCGCGUGGAGGAUCUCACACAGUCGCGUUCAAAGUUUGCACGCGCUCGAGCGUGAACGGAGCUGGAGGAGGGACGGGAGCUCGCACACCGAGCGAGAGAAAGAAAGAGAGAGAGAGAGAGAGAGAGAGAGAGCACCGGCUGCCGCGGCUGGCAGAGCGCCUUCUUCUCUCAGGAGCCACAACGCCGGGUUUAGCGCGGGCAGGGAGGGACUGAACCUGCGCUGAGGUACAGUCAUUAACGGGGACGCUGACACGGCGCCCGAUAAGAGCAGAUGCUCGCGUGCCGCCCUGGGAACUUGAUGGGCUCGUGCCGCCGCGCGUCCGUCCUCGAGCUCGCCCUCACGCGCCAGGCUCGCGCCCUGCGCUGUCAUGACCGCGUCCUUUCGGUCGCUGGUGUUCGGGAGCGCGGCUCUGCUCGCCCUUUUCUUCAUUGUCACUGACAUUUGGCAAGUUGGACUCUGGAAUCAUGGAGACAUUGGGAAAUUAUACUUGCAGACCUUCCCUCCCAAGUCUAACAGAACUCUUGUCCUGGAGUCAAAUCCUUCUCAAGGAUCUGAUGCUACAGACCAUAAGCCCUCUCCUUCAACAAGCAACACCACACAAUCUUCCUCCAACUGGAACUUCAACAAGACUCUUUCAGACUUAAUAAGGAGGAACAUCUUGAAGUUUUUCGAUGCUGAGCGGGACAUAUCGAUACUGAAGGGGAUUUUGAAGCCUGGAGAUGUGAUCCAUUAUGUUUUUGAUCGCCAAAGCACUUUGAAUGUCCCCAACGAGCUGUAUGAGCUCCUUCCCAGAGUGUCACCUCUAAAAAACCAAUUUUACAAGCGCUGUGCUAUUGUGGGAAACUCAGGCAUCCUGCUGAACAGCAGCUGUGGGCAAGAGAUUGACUCCAAUGACUUUGUCAUCAGGUGUAACCUGGCUCCAGUGGAGGAGUACGAGCAAGAUGUGGGCCAUCGCACCAGCCUGGUGACCAUGAACCCCUCAGUGGUACAACGUGCUUUCCAGGACCUGGCCAGCGAGCAGUGGAAGGGGCGCUUCUUACGGCGACUGCAGGGCCUCAAUGGCAGUGUGUUGUGGAUCCCAGCCUUCAUGGCCAAGGGUGGCGAGGAGCGUGUGGCCUGGGCCGUGCGCCUUAUCUUGCAGCACGCUAUCAACGUGCACACAGCUUUCCCUUCACUGCGCUUGCUGCACGCCGUCAGAGGGUACUGGCUAACAAACAACGUCCAAAUUAAGAGGCCAACGACAGGUCUGCUGAUGUACACCAUGGCCACGCGUUUUUGUGAGCAAAUCCAUCUGUACGGGUUUUGGCCCUUCCUCCUUGGCCCGCACGGAAACCCAGUUAAGUACCACUACUAUGAUGCUCUGACGUACGAGUACACAUCCCAGGUGGGCCCACACACAAUGCCGCUGGAGUUUGAGACACUGAGGGCACUUCACAGACAGGGGGCACUGCGUUUACACACCGGGGCAUGUAAUGUUGGAAUGCAGACCAUAAGCAAAGAAGGGCUUGGCUAAGUACACAGCAAGUGGAGGACUCUGGGAACAGGCUGAGAUGUACAAACCACCCUGGGAACAGGGCUGAGUGAAUGUUCACAAGGUACACAAGGAGAAGAAUAACUAUAGCUCACUGAGAGAACAGAGGCUGGUUUUAUGCUUUGAUUGAUGAUCAGUUUGUAUAAAGUUGUGACUUGUUUUCUAGAGUGCCUAGUUUUUUAAUAAAUUGUAGCUUUUUUUGUAUUUAUUUCAGAUUUACUUCCAGCAUUGCGUUUUUUUUUUUAUCAAGGACACAGAUAAAUCUUUAAGUGGAUUGUGUGUGCAAUCGAGUUUUAUGUCAAUAAUGCAUGGGCUGUUAUGAAUGACAGUGUUUUUGUUUAUUGUCUGUAUUGUCUGCCUAUUUUGUCUGCCUAUUGUUUGGGAUGAGGCCAAAGAAAAACAUCGAGCUUAGUGAAUAGUAAGACAUAAUGACUUCAUUAAUGUUACUCAUCCUCAAGUAGGACUGCUGCCCAUUCCAACACUAUGUUGCCAGUGAUAAGUAGAAUACAAUUUACCAAACCAGUCCAGUUCAUUGUCAACAACCACUUAUCCCUUUGUAUGUUAUUUUUUGGGAGGAGGUAGCUCAAGCAAUUGUAAUAUGAGGAGAAUUUCAGCCCACAUCUUUGUUUUUAGUUUCCAUAGCGCUACUUUGCCACAAGACAGGUUUUAAGAUCCUGUCAUUUACUCCAAUCAUAAGCAUUAAUUUAAUGACAGAAACACAUGCUGCAAAUUUAGGUUUCAUAUGUGUUUUAUGAAUGCUGGUCAUUUUAUACAGGACUCACAAUUUACAACAGUUUAGCAGAAGUUUACUAUGGUGACAGUAUUUCUAGUUCCAUGUUUUUGUUCAUGAUAUGGCUCUUCUGUGAAUAGGAACAAAAAUCUAUUUAAAUAUUACUAGUGGACUGCAUGUUUAUCAGAAACUGCUUCCAUUUAAUUAUUUGAAUAUGCUUUUUCUCCAAAUUCUACAAAACCUCUAAUUGCUUUAUGCAGUAUAGGAUCUGCACAUGGAAUAACAGGAAAGCAAAGACAUAAAUCCUCUACACACCCAUUUUACAUAGAUAUAUUUAGACAAUAACCAAAUUAUUCUUUAAACUUUCUUCCUCAGUAUGUUAAAUGUUCAAAAUUUGCCUGCCUGAUUUUUUGUGUGAACUGCACAUCAAUGUAUUUCUCACUCGAUCAUAGCGGUGUUCUAAUAAAAAUCUGUCAGAUGUUUCUUGCAUUUGACAUAUGUCUUAGAAAUUCAAUAUUUUAUAAAGCCAUCUUUUGAUCUGUACAGCACUCUGUCAAAGUUCAGCAAAAUCAGUAUGAGCUAAUAUUUUCUUUAUAUUUUUUAACCAUUACAAGUAGAGAUUAUACUUUGAGUUAAUGUGCUUUGAUGUUAAAAAUAGAAUUUUUUUUCCCAAGUGUGAGGAAGCUGUCUCUAUUUAUAAAAAUAGCAAAACUCACUGAAACAAAUUAAACCUCAGCCUGCUUUGAAGCCACUCGGUGGC